GUGUAGGUUUAUUUGCCACAAGUAAUUUUUUUCAUGGCAAAAAGAGGGUAAAACCCAAAUUUACUCGGCUCUUAACUCAUGUAUUGACCUGAGCAUUGACAAUUGAAGGUAAAUAUUUAUGGAGAUAAUAGUAAUAGAAUUAUAUUUUGGUAUUCUUCUAACGCAAGAUAACAAAAACCCUUAUCCACAAACAACAAAAUGAGGACAGAAAUCCAGCACGGAGUUGAGAAAACCAAGUGAGGAGAAAACAUCCACAAAAAUUAAGCAUGGCUGCUGCCUCCUCAGCCUACGCCGGCUUCUCGAUGCGGCCAUGGAGAAGCAGCAGGAGCCAGAAACUGAGAAAGAGCAGCGCCUUGUCAGUUUCAGCCCAGCAAGCAGAGGUAGAGCAAACAGAGACGAAAUUAGAAACGGAGAGCACAACGACGAAGCAGCCGGGCAUGACCACGCCGCGGCCAGCGGAGAAGCAGGUGAACGUUCAGAGCAAGAACAUGGGGAAGGAAUACGGCGGGCAGUGGCUGAGCAGCACCACCAGACAUGUCAGAAUCUUUGCAGCCUACAUCGAUCCGGAGACGUGUGAGUUCGACCAAACACAGAUGGAUAAGCUGACCCUCAUCCUCGAUCCCACCGAUGAGUUUGUGUGGACAGACGAAACCUGCACCAAAGUCUACUCCUACUUCCAAGAGCUCGUUGACCAUUACGAGGGAGCUCCGUUGACGGAAUACACGCUGCGUUUGAUAGGUUCGGACAUAGAACAUUACAUAAGGAAGCUGCUGUUCCAAGGAGAGAUCAAAUACAACAUGGAUGCAAGAGUGUUGAACUUCAGCAUGGGGAAGCCGCGCGUUGGAUUCAGUUACGACGGCCAACUUCCCGAUGCCUAUUGAUACUUCUUAUCUUACAAUAUUCUAAUCACACUAUUAUUUCAUUGUCAAUAGCCUUCUACUGUUUCAUGUUUUGUUUUAACAAUCUCUUUCCCAUUCCAAA
Molecule: messenger RNA, 981 nt
Organism: Salvia miltiorrhiza (redroot sage)
Lineage: Eukaryota; Viridiplantae; Streptophyta; Magnoliopsida; Lamiales; Lamiaceae
Product: NAD(P)H-quinone oxidoreductase subunit M, chloroplastic
Exons: 2
Coding region: 267-881 (204 amino acids)
Molecular function (GO): oxidoreductase activity, acting on NAD(P)H, quinone or similar compound as acceptor
Source: RefSeq, a predicted model, not a curated record